AUGGAAAUAUUCUUGGGCAGCGGAUUUCUCGGACUAAACGUCAUCCACACUUCAGCACAUUUCGCGCCAAACAUUCCCAAAAAAUGCGUUUGGAGUGCGUGUGACAGACGCAAGAGCAAGAAAAAGAUGGAGCACAAAAAAACACUGAACCCCCAGAAAAGAGCAUUCUUAUGUGUUCCCUCGCUUGCCCUCGCAUGUCUCAUUUCCGUGGGGCGGGCCUGUGAAAUAUGCGGGGGGCAGCCGGGCCCAUCAAGGCGAUUCCCAUUCGCAAGCGUCAUGACCCGCCGUAAGCUCCCGAGCACACGUUUUUGCAUACCACGCGCCCGCUUUACUUUGAUGACAGUUGCGGGACUCCAGCUUCCCCAGUGUGUCCCGCAGUUUCUUGCCCUCUUGCUUUCGCUCUUCGUUUACAAUUCAUUCCUGGCAAGUAUUCCUCUCGGGUGGUCGCCUGUUGCAAUGAUGAGGCGCAAUGGAAAUCGUGAUGAGCAUCGCCAGCGACACAAUUCAGACACAUCAGUGGCAUUUAGGCUUGGCGCCACACGGGACCCGGCGCUUCGCUCGCCCAAUGAAAAGCUGCGGCCCCGUUGGUCUGGAAAGCGCGCGGCACAAGUCGGUAUCCCCACGCGGCAAUCAAACGGCUCAGAAACAGCGCGUCAUCAGAGGCACGCUCGGCACACCCCACUGCAGAGCCAGUGGGCAAAUUUAGAGCAAAUUGGCACGACUGCGGCGGGCCAUGGCGGACGGCAGGAAUCAUCUCGCGGUAUUGUACGGGGUAAAAGUCUACAAUUCGCUGUGGCAGCCAGGCGCAGAACAGAUCGUCAAUGGCGACAAAAGAUGUUCGCCACGUGUCUGUCUCAGCCACAUUCGCUAAGAAUAAUCGGCGGCGUUGGGUUUCUUGUGUCAAAGAGUAGAGGAUAA
Messenger RNA from Trypanosoma cruzi, 918 nucleotides. RefSeq lists its product as uncharacterized. The record is from RefSeq and is a predicted model, not a curated record. The transcript has a single exon. NCBI's taxonomy places the organism in Eukaryota, Euglenozoa, Kinetoplastea, Trypanosomatida, Trypanosomatidae. Bases 1 to 918 code for a protein of 305 amino acids.